This is a messenger RNA of Truncatella angustata, 2561 nucleotides long. RefSeq lists its product as uncharacterized. Gene Ontology annotation, molecular function: phosphatidylinositol binding. Lineage: Eukaryota; Fungi; Ascomycota; Sordariomycetes; Amphisphaeriales; Sporocadaceae. The record is from RefSeq and is a predicted model, not a curated record. The coding region runs from base 161 to 2296 and encodes 711 amino acids. The transcript has 2 exons.
CAACUUACUCUCCGGGCCUUGGGCGGCCAUGCAAAGAGCGUUUCCCGACUUGCCAACAGCGUUUAACCUUUUCCUUCCUCCCCCCGUUCCUCAGAUUCGACGACAGAGACCUGUAUGAAUGAUUGAAGGAAUACCCAGGCUGUAGACCUGCAUCUGCAACAUGCAGCGGGUUUCUGCCUUGCUCCCGUCUUGGAAUGGCAGCCGGAAUAGCGCGGGUUCCGGGGGAAAGACGAGCCUCGACAAGGUUCGCGGGUGGGCUGACAAGAUACCAUCGCCGAACAACCGGCUGAGCACAUCCUCGCGGACCGGGAAGGAUUCCUAUGCGCCGACUACAAUAGACAAAGAAUGCGAUAGAGCUGCUCGCAUACUUAUAUCCUUCUGCCGCGACGGCUAUCUAGUGCCCGAUGAUCGACCAUGCAGCCCUACGACAACCUCUAGUAGCAAUUCAACACAAAAGAUGCUAAAGAAGAUUCCGCCGAGAAUAAUACAAAAUGCCGUCGGUUUGGCCAUAUUCACUUCCAUGCGGUCCGGUCUCUGGACGUCAGGCUCGGGCGGCAGUGGGGUUCUCAUCGCCAGAAAAACAGAUGGAACAUGGUCACCACCUUCCGGGAUUGCCUUACAGACUGUCACACUCGGGUUCGCACUCGGGAUUGAUAUCUACGAUUGCGUCGCCGUCAUCAACAGCUUCACCACUUUGGAGGUUUUCGGCAGACCGAGGAUUACACUCGGCACGGAUGUGCACAUGGCCAAUGGGCCCGUGGUAUCCUUGGGACUCCUGGAGAACGAGUUCAACUGGGCCGACCUGAGCGAUACUGUGUUUACCUACGUCAAAUCCAGAGGGCGGUCUACCGACGCAACACUAGACGGGUCUGUAUUGAGUGAAAGAGCCGACGAGAACGAGCGCUUCUAUGGCUGUAAUUUCAGUGUCCCCAAGAUCUUGGCUGGAGAUGUCAAUCAGAGUCUGCCGCAAGUGCGGCCACUCUCCGAAGUGCUCAAAUUCGCCGAAGGUAGAACCGACUACGACACUGCACUGCUCGAACAGUUAGCAAGCCAGCCGACACCAGGAGACGCCCACAUAGAGUCGCCCGCUCUCACACCAUCUGGGACCCCUUCUUUCGGCAUUCCGAACCCUGAAGAUCCCGACCCUUUCGGUGUUCUGGCCUUGGAGAUUGCCGGGGCGGAGAUUCGGGAGGCUGGUACGCAUCUGAGACCUGACAGCGCCCAGUUCGAAUUUUGCCCAAGCCCAGCGAGUCCAUUGUUUCCCAAGUUUAGUCGACGCAGUGUGGAUACCUAUCUAUCGAGAAGCAACAGGGGCAGUUACACGUCCAACAAAACCAUGGCCACUGAACAUAGUCAUGUUACCGAGGCUGGCACGCAGACCGACGUCAACACUGCGGCCACAACGCCUAGCCCAGGUCGAAGCGAAGCUGAAUACCAGCCGUCAAUUGCGGAGACGCCGGAAGAGGAAGCCAAAGAGCCCGUCGACGUUGACUAUACACAGAUCGAUAUCAGCGUGAUUCGAAAGUUGACCGCAUUCCCAGACCUCGAAGAUGACUUGCCGAUUCGGACCAGUAACGAUGACACACUGCGUAUUGAAGAGCCUUCGGACGGGGGAUUGGACCUUGAAUUGAAGGACGUUCCAAAGGACGAGCCGAAAGAGACACAUAGUCCGCGGACUGUCUCGGAAAGCGAGCCUGAGCUCGAUACCGACGACGUGGAUGAUAUAGAUCAAACUGAGUCCGAGCUUUCCGACGACGACGACGACGACGACGAGGAUGAGGAGUUUGAAGAUGCCGAGGAGCCUGUAAUUUUCGAGAUUGCAACCGCACAACCACCUCGUAUGGUUGCACCACAAGCCGUACAGGUUAAGGGAGCUGUUGUCAACAUUCCGCGCCGGGUCCCACCUCCCCUACCCGUCCGCAAUGUUGCUCGCUUGUCUCGGAAUAAAGCCGAGCUUGGAGAUGUCAGCAUGGUCAGCAGCCCACUGCGUAACGAGUUUGAGUUCGCUGAUGAUGCAUCGACACCCAAGCCUGGCGAAUCCUUCACCACUGCCACUGCUGAAAUAUUCAGCACACCGGAGGUCAGCGUUACGCACGUUGGCAAGGAUUCGGGAGAACCUGCACGCCAAGUUGCAAUGACCUCAGAACCGCUCGAUUAUUUUACGAGGUUUGAUGUUAAGGAGAAGCGGCCCAUGUCUCUACCUCAUAAAAGCCUGACUCGAGAGGAGAAGGCAACAAAGGACAAGGAGUCGGACCUCGCCUCGAGAAACCGUUCUGCUUCAGUCACUGUUGCCUGAAUCUUUUCAUUGUACUAUUCUCACCUUCAUUUAUCACGAUCUAAACAUUGGCACGGAGUUAUUGGGAAAAAGACAGCAUUCAUUUUGUGGCAACUGGGGGUUUCAUCUUCCGCGGCAGUGGAAUGUAUUGGUCACGGAGGGCUGCUUUACAGGUGCUUUAACGAGGAAUAUGAGCGCGGCAUUUGGUUCAAUUAGAGCCCACACGAAUACCCCCCCUUGAGAUCUAUUAGAUAAUUCAAUGUAUAUACUUAGACCCGUGGGAGUG